CCAGAUUAUUUGUUUAUUUGAUAUUUUUUCAAACAGUUAAAUCCCUGAACGAAUUAUACCUUAUAAUAUAGAUUAAACUCUUAUUUUGAAAUUCGUAACGGGCAACUUCCGGGAAGGAAGAUCGUACCGCAACUGCUUGCCGCAGAAAGGAUUAAAUGAGAAGGUUAUCGUUUUCCAUCCAUCUUAAAAUUAGCAUCUAGCUGGAAGGCGAACAGCUCUUACGAUGUGUCUAUGGCAAUUUGUGAAUAAAUGGGUUGGAAUACCCCACCAUGGUCCAUCCGUAAUGAUCAUUGAGUGCAUCGUCUGAAUAAAGUCCGGCUGGAAUGCUACAGUAAGAGCUGAUCCCCCGCAUCAUCCUGCUGCCAUCCUGCACCACGGAACCACGAGGACGAGUCACGGAGCUGUGUUGCUAUUCGUCUGGGAUUGACAAGACAUUUCACGGAGCAACUCAGUGCCAUUCUAUGGGUCUUCUAGACAGAGACUUUAUAAUCAUCAUGCAGCUGGCUUAAUGGUUUGAUGUGACGGUCAGAAAAGGUAUGGAACAUUUCAUUCUAAUCGACAAGGAAAGGACAUUCAUUCUCAUCAGUGGUGGUUAAAGGGAGAGAGAAGGUCGUCAACUACUGUGGACAUCUGCUGCAUUAAGACACAACGGACAUGAAGUAAUAACAAGUGAAGUAAUUUUGUUUAUUGGUAUUUACCACCACUACUGUAUAUUUAUCAUUCUUUCUACUGACCCAAAAGGGGGUGAAAGAGGGGCAUUUAGUUCAAUUUGUAACUGUACAAUAGUAAUGGUGUAUUGAUCUGUGUUUAGCAUAAGAGGUUUACUUUACCACAUCAGUUUGCAACAGCUAGCAGGUUGCAUUUAUUAUUUUAUACAUUUCUUCUCAAUGUUGUGUUGGUUAUCCGCUUCUAUUUCAACUUAGUUUAAAGUGCAAAGAUUCUCCUCCCUUCUGUUAAUGCAGCCUGUAAGUUAUAGUAACCACAAGCAGCUCAUUAACUAAAGCCUGCAAAUUAGAUAAGUAAAUAACAUAAACAUUAAGGAAAUGGAGACUCCCUCCUCACAAACAGAACUAGAGCAUCAGAUAGUCGACCUGCAGAAUAAAAUCAAAGGGCUUAAGGCGUCUCUUGAAGACACAUCAGAAACUACGGAAAUAGAAAUUUUGGAGAAGGAAAUUCAACGCAGAGAAGAAACGUUGAACAACUUACAAGGUGAGCUUAAGGAAGGCCUCCGACGUUCCACUCGAACAAAAAUCCCAACUCCAAAGGCGCUCGAAAUGCAACAGGAGGAAGCAAGAAAAAGGGAAAGAAAGUUCAUCUCAACGUACGAAAGAUGGAAGAUUCGAGCCCGAGAGUCAAGAGAGCAGCUCAAGUCAGACAUUAGUAAAGGCGAGCUGGCAUCUUUGAUGGAUUCUUUGGAGAAAGAGAAAGAAACUGUGUUAAACACUUACCUUGAAAUACGAAGUCACAUUACACCUUCUCCAGAAUUAAGACGUCACGUUGACAGUUGUGAGGCAGUUACAGCCGAAAUUAUGAAAGUUACCCACGAGAGAAUGUCAGAUCUCGAUGGUGAUUAUGAUGCAGAACAAGUACAUUGCCGUCUCAGGGAGCUGCUUAAGAACAUCUACGCACGCUCCAUCUAUGGAUCCACCGCAUCUAGAGUGACAAAGUCAAUCCGUAGUCACAAAAGCACUACUCUAACACUCAAACAGGCAGAUGCAGCAGCAGAGCUAGCUGCUAAGGAAGUCGAAUUUGAAGGGUUGCUGGAAGAAGAGAGACAAAUGGAGAAGAUAGAGGAACAGCAGAGAAAAAUGGAAGUAGAAAAGCGCAGACUUGAACGCCUUCAAGCAGAAAAGAAUUUGAGGGCUGCUCAGGCGAAACUGCAAGUCUACAGCCAGGUAGCCUCGCAGGAAGGCAGUCUCCAUUCCUCUAAUAGUUCAGUGGGAAAUCAUCAUGUUCCCCCUGCUAUCAACCCUCCAACUCCCACCGUCACAGCAUCGCCACCCGACCUAAACGUGUCAUCCCUUGCCCAAGCCCUACAAGACAGUAUGGCUCUAAAUAGACUUCCAGUUCCAGAGCCGUCUGUAUUUAGUGGGGAUCCCAUUCAGUUCAUUGAGUGGAAAACUUCAUUCAUGUCACUUAUUGACAAAAAGGCCAUCUCCCCAGCAGACAAACUUUAUUACUUGAGAAAGUAUGUAGGCGGCCCAGCUCGUAAAACAUUAGAAGGAACUUUCUAUAGGAAUGACAGCGACGCUUAUAAGGAUGCGUGGAACAAACUGGAUAACAGAUAUGGCCAAACCUUUAUUAUACAGAAAGCCUUCAGAGAUAAGCUCACAGAUUGGCCAAAGAUCCAACCAAGAGAUGCAGAAGGAUUAAGAGACUUCUCAGAUUUCUUAAACGCUUGCCAAGAUGCAAUGACACAUGUGAAGAGCCUCGAAAUACUGAACGACUGUGAAGAGAAUAAGAAGCUAAUCCUUAAACUACCAGAGUGGAUAGCAUCUCACUGGAACAGGAAGGUUACUGAAGCCUUAAAGGGCAAUAAGGAAUUCCCCAGUUUUAAGGACUUCGCCGCAUUUAUGGCGACAGAGGCAGAGAUUGCUUGCAAUCCAAUCACCUCAGCUUAUGCCCUCCGCAGCUCUGAGUCGAGCACUGCAAAACAAGGCAGCAGAGACCCUAAGAGGAACAAGGCAAGCGUUCUAAACACACA
This is a messenger RNA of Haplochromis burtoni (Burton's mouthbrooder), 2704 nucleotides long. RefSeq lists its product as uncharacterized. The record is from RefSeq and is a predicted model, not a curated record. Gene Ontology annotation, molecular function: nucleic acid binding; zinc ion binding. Gene Ontology annotation, biological process: DNA integration. Lineage: Eukaryota; Metazoa; Chordata; Actinopteri; Cichliformes; Cichlidae.